AUGCCUCGUGUCGCAAAUAAAGCCCAUCGCCGCUCAGGCGGUGGCACUUCCACACCCCAGAAGAACGCCCCAAUCCGGAUUCCCCUCAAUGAUGAUAUGGGGGAGAAGGCGGCGCGAAUGGAAGCCCGCCAAGCCCUCCAAGACCGACAGAUGAACCAGAUCAAGGCCGCAGUGAAGACACCGAUGCCCGCUCGUCGGUAUCGCGAAGAUGGCGACGACGACGCCGAUACGCCACGUGGAUCGAACCAUCGUGGUCGCGAAAGCGACACAACCGGCCGCGGAGUCACUCCGAUGAAGCGCGUCCCUAUAUUGGCGAACUUUGAGGAGUGGAUGAAGAUGGCCACGGACAACAAGAUCAACGCAAAUAACUCCUGGAACUUCGCGUUGAUCGACUACUUCCAUGACAUGUCGCUACUCAAGGAGGGUGAUGGAGUCAACUUCCAGAAAGCCAGCUGCACACUGGAUGGCUGUGUCAAGAUUUACACCAGUCGUGUGGACAGUGUUGCGACUGAGACGGGGAAGCUUCUUAGUGGCUUGGCUGACAGUCGCGACAAGCGAGGCCGAGACCCCGAAGCUGAAGGGGAGGAUGGAGAUGAGGACGAGGAUGGAGAAGAGGGGUCGGGGCGCAAAUCGCGCAAAAAGACACGGUCGCACGAAGCCACACUUGCGCCAUCUUUCAACUCAUUACAACUCAAAAAGUUUGAACUCGAGUUCGCUGUGGAUCCCCUUUUCAAAAAAGCCUCGGCCGAUUUUGAUGAAGGUGGAGCCAAGGGGCUGCUCCUGAAUCACCUGGCCAUUGAUGGACAUGGGAGGAUUGUGUUUGACAGCAGUGACGAUGUCGUUGACGACAACUCGAAAACUGCCGACGAGGACGACGAGCGCCAGGAGUCAGUUGACCCGGAAACCCAAGAAGAGCGAAAACCAAAGACCACCCAGUCAGUCAGCGACACGUUCAACAACGACUCGGAUAUUGAUCUUGCGACUUUGGCCAGCCAAUUUUUCCCGGAUCUUGAUCGGCUGGGCGAGCAGGAUAUUUGCCCCUCGCUCAAGAAUUUCGAUCUCGGAGACCCUAGCGGAAACCUGGAUAUGCCACUCCUGAAGGCGCCUGAGGACUGGAGGCAUGACAAAAUCAACGACGAACAUCGGGCCGCUGAGGACCCUUCAGGUAUUAUGCUCGAUGAUGACAAUGCCGUCGGAUUCGAUGACGACGAUCUGGUCGGUUUUGAUCUGAGCGGCGACGCUGGCUUUGGUGACGGUGGAGAGGCAUGGGCGAGAGAGGCAGCUUUGGAGCCGAUGCUCAAAAUACACCGGAUAGACCAUGAUGGUGCCGAUGCGGAUGGCGAUGAGGAAAUGGCAGACGAGGAUACGUUUGCUGUUUCCAUGUCACAUCAGCCUAGCAAACAGGAUCACGAGAGCAUUCUGAGCUACUUUGACAAUGCCCUCCAAAAGAAUUGGGCAGGACCCGAGCAUUGGAAGAUAAGAAGGAUCAAAGACAGCACAGCAUCUCGUGAUCCAAGUUCCGCGCCCAAGCCACGCAAGGAGAAGGAGCCUUUUGAAAUCGAUUUUUCUGCACCACUUGAUUCUGCUAUCGCAGAACUUAUCUACAUGCCGGCGAGCUCAAACUCUGCAAUCUCUAUCCCCAAGACACAAUGGAAGACCAAGGGUCGCAACCUACUACCGGAUGACAAGCACUUCAACUCCAAAAGCUUGUUGAGCUUAUUCCUGAAGCCCAAGGCUCGCAUGGGAUCAAGACGACUUCUCAGUCGGAGGACGCAAAAUGCCGGACAGGAGCAAGUAUCCGGGCAUGGUGACAUGGAUGAAGCUUUCUGGGCAAACCACAAGACAGAGGAUGCCACCGCUGAUGAAGGUGUCGGCGGCGCCUAUGACGCCAACUUCUUCGCGGAUGACGAUGGUCUUGCAUUCCCUAACGGCAUGGACCUUGAUGAUGAGGACGAUAACUUGCCGUUUGCAGACGCGCGAGAGAUGCUCUCACCAGCCGCCGAGGGUCGGCCUGGGACAGCGGCAGGCAACGCUACCGGUAUCACUGCGUUAUUAAACAUGGUUGGUGCUACUCCUGGCCGCCCUGGAGCUGGCGGUUAUGGGUCGCAACUGGUGACUCAAGGUGGCCGUCGUGCUCGCCCAGAGUAUGUGAAUUACGCGCGAGUAGCCAAGAAGGUUGAUGUUCGACGACUGAAGGUCGAGAUGUGGAAGGGAAUGGGCGAGCGUCUGGUUGCCGCCUCAGAGAACCUCUCUUCAUCACAACCGGGCUCGAGUCCAAAUGAUCCGCAAGGUGGACCUGACAGUGACGCUGAUGAACCAGUUCCGCCCACUCCUCACUCAAAUAGCCCGGGAGAAGCCAUUGAUUCUCAGAAGGAUGGCCGAUUGCGGUUCACGCAAAUCAUGAAUGGCUUGAAGCAAGUUUACCCAUCUGAGACGUUACGGGACAUUAGUACAUCGUUCGGUUUCAUCUGUCUGCUCCACUUGGCCAACGAGCAGGGUCUUGUCUUGGAGAGUGACAUGGACAUGAUGGCCAAUGAUGCCAUUGGCCUGGAGGAAAUCUUCGUUAGCCGCGAUGCUCACGCCGUCAUUGAAGAAGGUGGCAUCUAA
Penicillium oxalicum is the source of this 2607-nucleotide messenger RNA. RefSeq names its product condensin subunit BRN1. Lineage: Eukaryota; Fungi; Ascomycota; Eurotiomycetes; Eurotiales; Aspergillaceae. Gene Ontology annotation, molecular function: chromatin binding. The record is from RefSeq and is a predicted model, not a curated record. Gene Ontology annotation, biological process: mitotic chromosome condensation. The transcript has 3 exons. Bases 1 to 2607 code for a protein of 868 amino acids. Gene Ontology annotation, cellular component: condensin complex.